Messenger RNA from Closterium sp. Naga37s-1, 1213 nucleotides. The record is from the annotation of a GenBank genome assembly. NCBI's taxonomy places the organism in Eukaryota, Viridiplantae, Streptophyta, Zygnematophyceae, Desmidiales, Closteriaceae.
AUGGAUCAUGACUCAGGCGAAGGGAAGCUGGAGAGUGCGCCAAAGUUCGACGGGAGCGACUAUUGGACUUGGAGCUUCCGAUUCGAACAAUGGGCAGAGGCGCACGAUCUAUGGGGGUACUUUGAUGGUUCGGAGGAGCGGCCUGCAUCGGGUGACGCACGGCUGAAGUGGGAGAGGAAAAAUCAGAAGGCAUUCGCUCAAUUCUGCAAUGCCUUGGUGCCAGAUGAGCUAAUUCGCUUGGUACGGGAGUUCGGCGGCAAGACCGAGUUGGGCAGCGCACUUGUUGAUGGCGGAGCAAGAGCGGUCACCCGAAUUCCUGCAGGCACAGUAGCGGCAUACAUACAAGUGAAGGAGUUCUACCUUCAGCGUGGAUUGUGUAACCGGAUGGCACUCUCUGAGGAGCUCUCUUCAUUGAAGAUGAAAGAGGGGGAGGGGGUGGCUGCAUACUGGGCGCGUGCCGAGGACUUGAGGUCCAAGUACUUGGCUGCAGGAGGAAAGGAGGAGGUUGAGGAGUGGAUGAUGAUGGUACUCAAAGGACUACCUCCUCACUUUGAGAUGCUGAAUGUGGUACUGAACAACCAAUCAUCAUCGCUCACUAAGGAUCAGCUGCUUACCUCUUUGAGGAGCGAGGAGAUGCGGAUUGGUGUCGCACCAAGAUCGGAUGGUGUAGCCACUUUUGGAGCGGGUACGAAAGUGGGCAGCAGCGGCAGGGGAAACUGGGACAAGGGAGGAAAGCAAGGAGGCAGCGGUAGCAGCAGCGGCACCAACUCGGGCAGAUGGGGUCAGGGGAAAGGCAAAGCAGGAGUGCUUGAUUUCCCUUGGGGGUCCAAGGGCAUGGCUCCUAAAGGGUUGUGUCAUGGCUGUUGGGAUGAGGGACAUGCAUGGCAGCGAUCUCCUCACCGACGUAAAGGAGGAAUUCCGGCAUUCUUACAGAGGGGGGGUCGUGGGUCCAACGGCAAGGCACAGGUGGCGGAUGAGGAGGAGCAGGAUGACAAGGCAGAGGCAGUAGUUGGAGAGGCAGUUGAAGCAGUGGGAGAGGAGCAGCCGCGAGAGGGGUGGUGGAUUGACAGUGGGGCCAGCCACAACUUUACUCCUUAUGCAUCGGACUUCAAAAGUAAGCUUCAGCCACCAGAGGUUCGGGGAGUUAGAUUGGGAGAUGGACGGGUGGUGAAAGCUGUUGGCAUGGGUGAGGUGCCAGUGGUUGGUGCUGGAG